Molecule: messenger RNA, 216 nt
Organism: Paramecium octaurelia
Lineage: Eukaryota; Ciliophora; Oligohymenophorea; Peniculida; Parameciidae
Source: the annotation of a GenBank genome assembly
AUGAGUAAACCUGGAUUAGGACUCAAUACGUUUCAUUUGGUUUUCAUUGAAAAAUCAUAUGGCGAUACUGAUGAUCAUCGAAUGCAUUCUAAAUCCUCCAUGAAAGACUAAGUCAGAUUUAAUGAAGAAAUCAUGAUUUGCUUUUUUCAUCAGAAAGAAAAGGUUACUUAAAUUGUAGACAAUAAAAAGAAAACCAUAAAGGAUUACUUAAAAUGA